AGGCGUGUGCAUAGCACAGCCAACAUUGACUAUUCUCUCUCUAUUUCUCUCUCCAAACACGUUCGAAUAACCAAAACUAAGUUAAAUAAGAGAAAAGAAACGCAUUUCUUGUUCUUCAUGCUGUGCUGUAGCAUCUCUAUUCUUCUUCCAAUUCCACCUACCGCGAUUUAAUUCCUUGCUUCUUUUGUCCCUUUCCUCUUUCUCUCUCAUUAUUCUCUUUGGUUUCUUCGCUCUCUUAGAAAUUCUCGUGCUUCCUUCGCGUGUGUCUCUUUUAACCUCCGAUAGGUACCCAUCUGCGGCUUCCGAUUUCGGGAUCCGCUAAAUCUGCAACAAAACAAUGGAUUUCUUCUCCAGAGAUAUAAAUGAGGAUUCCAUUCUUAGAUGUCCAUUCCUGAGGAACAUCAAUGAGCCUACUAACUUGUCAUUCUCUUCAUCAUUGGCUUUUCCGGUGCCUGUUCGUGGGACUAAAGGUCCAAUUUUUGAAGAUGGUCCCAAUUUUGAUCGCGCAUUUAGGCUUUUCCAUGGUAGUGAUGGUGUAGUCCCCUUAUCUGAAGGGUCUUUUCAUCGUUCAGAGGAAGUACAGCCUAAGCCUCCCACAUCCCAGUUCAAUCCCUUAGCAGCAAAGGCAGCAACUAUCAGUCUAUCAUCAUUUGGAUUUGGAUGGCCUUUCAGUUUUGAUUCAUUUUCUGAGAAGUGGAACAAUCAGAAGAGAAAAUCUAAAUCUUCAAGAAAAGAACCUUCUUCACAGGAUAGUUCAAAGCAUGAGGCAAUGAGCGAUGAAUGGCUGCAAACUGGGAACUGCCCUAUUGCAAAGUCAUACCGAGCUGUUAGCAAUGUGCUUCCACUUGUUGCCAAGGUUUUUCAGCCUCCUCCUGGCAUGAAAUAUAAAUGCCCGCCAGCAGUAGUUGCAGCCAGGGCAGCUCUAGCUCGGACUGCAUUUGCAAAGAACCUCCGACCUCAGUCCCUACCCACAAAAGUUCUUGUGAUUGGGAUGUUGGGAAUGGCAGCUAAUGUUCCCUUGGGAGUUUGGAGAGAACAUACCAAGAAAUUUUCACCAUCAUGGUUUGCUGCUGUCCAUGCAGCUGUUCCAUUCAUAGCAAUGCUUAGAAAGUCUGUUCUGAUGCCUAAAUCAGCCAUGGCUUUUACCAUUGCUGCUUCAGUUUUAGGGCAGGUGAUUGGAUCUAGGGCGGAGAGGUACAGGCUGAAGGCUGUGGCUGCAAGAAAAUUGGCUCUAACAGAAGCUUCUGACAUCUCUGUGAGCACGGAAACCUCUGUCAGCUCAACUCAAUUACAAGUGAUUAAACCGAAAGAGAGACACUGCAGUGAUACUGUGAACUGGAAUGCAGGUAGCCUUCAGCUGGCCGGACCCUCAUCAACAGAUGUAUUUUGCUGAUGAUUAGUAUGUUCAUUGUGCAAUCGCUUCUGUUUGCAGAGUGUGUUUUCUGUUAUUAUCUUUAUAUUGAUCCAUUUUCACCAUGUAUGCCUCUAGGUAAAUGAGAAAAUAAAAGCAUACAUUUUCCCCUUGAGGCUGUUUCCAUUCCUUAUAUUAUCGAUACUCUAUUUCAACAAUGCUUCAAUUUGUUCCAAGUGUCAUGAAUGGAAUUUGUAGGCUAUGGUUUGCCAAGCCAUUUUCCAUUUUUAAAGAGAGUGAAUGCGAAUAUUAGUUUUUGUAA
Prosopis cineraria is the source of this 1673-nucleotide messenger RNA. RefSeq lists its product as uncharacterized. The transcript has 4 exons. The record is from RefSeq and is a predicted model, not a curated record. NCBI's taxonomy places the organism in Eukaryota, Viridiplantae, Streptophyta, Magnoliopsida, Fabales, Fabaceae. The coding region runs from base 338 to 1393 and encodes 351 amino acids. Gene Ontology annotation, cellular component: chloroplast.